AUGAGUAAUCAUCAUCAUUCAAUAACAACAAGAAAUUCAACAACAACAACAAUAAAUGAUUUUAAUGAAACAAUAAAAAAAACUCCAUCACCUCGUCGUCAAAUGACACGUUCAACAUCUAAUUUAAAUAAAGAUAUAUCAUCCUCUAUAAGUAAUAAUAAUAAUAAUAAUAAUGAACAAUGUAUACAAGUUAUUAAACCGGUUGCUGUACGUCCACCAUCAUCAGAUUCAACACAAAAUCCAUAUAAUUUAAGAUCACGUACUAAAUUAAAAAAUGCAACAAACAAUAAUAAUAAUAUUGAAGUAAUACCAUCAUUUACAGAAAAACUUUCAUUAGAAACACCAAUUAUACAACAAAAACCGGUGCCACCAUUAACUCGUGCUGCAGCUGCAUCAGCCGGUGUUAAAAUUGAUUCAUUUAUAUCUGAUGAAUCAAUUAAAAGUAAUAAUAAAUUAACAACAACUAUUUCAACUCGUUCGAGUACCACUCGAAAACGUAAAGCAAGUGAAGAUGAUCAUCGACCAUAUUUAGAUUUACUUAAAAUGAAACAGAUGACAAGACGUACUGAUCAAGAUUGUAUUGGAGUUGAUGAUGAAGAUAGCGGAUGUGAUUAUGAUUCUCCAGCUCAUUCUCCAGUUGACUUCACUGAUGUUCCUCCCGGUCAUGUAUUUAACUAUGAAGAAUCAAAUAUGUCAUAUGAUUCAGGAUUUAGUACAGGCUCUGGUGAACCACAUAAACAACAAUAUUCAUCUCAAUGUCAAACAUUAUCAUCAGGAUCUAAUAGUGGUAUAACGACCCGAAGUAGUACAUUAAAUUCUAAUAAAUAUCCUGCAGCUACUGAUCUUGAUGUUAAUGCCAUUGAAGGAGACCUCGGUUUCUAG
This is a messenger RNA of Rotaria sp. Silwood2, 882 nucleotides long. The record is from the annotation of a GenBank genome assembly. Lineage: Eukaryota; Metazoa; Rotifera; Eurotatoria; Philodinida; Philodinidae.